Messenger RNA from Pungitius pungitius (ninespine stickleback), 2653 nucleotides. RefSeq names its product claudin 19 (gene cldn19). Gene Ontology annotation, molecular function: structural molecule activity. The transcript has 5 exons. The record is from RefSeq and is a predicted model, not a curated record. The coding region runs from base 563 to 1219 and encodes 218 amino acids. Lineage: Eukaryota; Metazoa; Chordata; Actinopteri; Perciformes; Gasterosteidae. Gene Ontology annotation, biological process: bicellular tight junction assembly; cell adhesion. Gene Ontology annotation, cellular component: plasma membrane; bicellular tight junction.
CCUUUUUACUCUUUUUUUUUUGUUUCUCUUGCUACCCCUCAUUGAGCCACUUGAGCCAGGAGCAGAUGGAAAGAUUGUAGAGUGGGCAAAGUAAGCAAGCAGGACAGAGCCAGAGGGAGAGAGAACUGUUGAAGCCAUGCAGAGAGUGAGGCAGCGCAGUGACGAUGCUUGAUGAACUGAGCGGCUGACCACCAGAAACGGCUUUUUUCCUCUUCGAGUCCUAGAGACAUCAAGGAAUCAGACAGGAAAAGACCAGAGCGGAGACAUUCGAUUCAUCGUAUCAACUGAAGUGGAGAGCUCAAAAGAAAAAAAUAGAAAAGUUAAGAGUUAAGAGACGAGGACAAAGAGGGGGAGUUCCACAGAUGAGAGGAAGAAGGUAGACGCUUAGUGUGACCAAAUAAAGAAAAGUGCCAGGAGCGAAACAAGUGUGUCCACGGGGACUAAUCAAAGAAAAGGCCGACUGGCAGGGUCGCCGCCGGAACAAAAAAUCCUUGCAAGCGGAAAAUAGGAAGGGACAGACAGAAGUUUGAGCAAAACAGAUUAAAGAUAAAUAACGCUAAAGAUGGCCAACUCAGGUCUCCAGUUGUUGGGUUACUUCCUGGCUUUAGGCGGCUGGAUCGGCAUCAUCUCCACAACCUCUUUGCCCCAGUGGAAGCAGUCGUCGUACGCCGGGGACGCCAUCAUCACCGCCGUGGGUCUGUACGAGGGUCUGUGGAUGAGCUGCGCCUCGCAGAGCACAGGACAGGUGCAGUGCAAGAUCUUUGACUCCAUGCUCUCGCUGGACAUCCACAUACAGACAUGUCGAGCCCUCAUGGUGGUCUCUGUGCUGCUGGGCUUCAUCGGCAUCAUCGUCAGCGUGGUGGGCAUGAAGUGCACCAAGGUGGGGGACAACAACCCGGUCACCAAGACUCGCAUCGCUGUGACUGGCGGGGCUCUGUUUCUGCUCGCAGGUCUAUGCACGCUCGUGUCUGUGUCCUGGUACGCCACUCAGGUGUCCUAUCAGUUCUUCAAUCCAAACACACCGCCCAACGCCAGAUAUGAGUUUGGCUCGGCCCUGUUCGUAGGCUGGGCGGCAGCCAGUCUGACGGUCCUCGGCGGCUCCUUGCUGUGCUGCUCCUGCUCUAAAGAAGACAUUCGAGGACAGCAGUAUUACCGCCAAUCACAGCCUUCCACAGCCAGGGAGGCAGAGUUGUUGAGUGAAACUAGUUUCCCCGACUGAUCAGUCCCCCCUGCCUUUUUAUCGAGGACUGUCCCGACUGUCCGACUUCUGUCUCCCCUACUUUCUUUUACUCGCUCCCGUUUUCUCUGAGACCAAAAUUUGGACCUCUUGUAGUAGAAUACCCCCUUUUCUUCAUUACUAUUUCUGCACCUUGAUGGGAACCAAGAUGCAUUGACGUCUUACAUUUUGUCCCCUAAGUUCUGAGCCUUUUCUGUAAAUAUGGACUCCUAAAGGACGAUGAUUAAGACCUUUAAUUUAUUAGAGUGGCCUCCUCUGAUUCUGUGUGAACACCUCCCACGCCCUCCUUUGUGUCACUGCUGGCCAAACGUUAACAAUGAGUACAACCUCUUUCUGUGGUUUUUGUUUUGCGCUGAUUCAUGAUUUCUCUUAUAUCCUAUGACCUCUGGGUGUUUUUGUAAUAUUUGUCUUUAGGGUUAACAUUUGUGCGCUGUGACUGUACCUUGACUGAAACGUGUUCUUUUUCCCUUUUGAAUUGCAGACCAAAUGUUAAAAGUACCCCACCAGAGAAAAGGGAGCAGUACUUGUAGUUUGGGAGAGUCUUCUGGCCUUACCAUGGUUUAGAUUCUGUCUACAGACAAAAAACUCUCCCUGAGGACUUCAAAACAGACACACAGACAUCAUUAAAGGAAGCAUUUAUUAACAUCAAGCACAUUGCAGAAACAUAAAUUGGAGUCUUUGUUGUAAAAAAGAAUGAUCGUAGAAGAAGACGACAUCUUUUGGAGUUUUAGAGGUUUUUUUGUGUAGAUAUUCUGUUCUUGUCUGUUUUGCUGACUCUGGGAGAGACAGUCAUUCAGGGUAUGUUUUCUAUAACAUGUUAAAAUGCCUGGGUGUAUAUACCACCUACUUCAUUCGUUUUUUACUACAUAUAUAAUGUCUUACUACAGUGCAUUAUAACACAUUUUUGUGCACAUGUCUGUUUCUGACUUCUUCAUAGCCUCCUCUUCCAUCUUGAGGGACGUGUGUGUCCAUAGUUCUGUGUGCCUUUUUUUUCUAUUGUCAAACUUCUGGAAAUGAAUGUGAAGCUACUCUGCAGUACCACUUAUGAAACAACAGACAUACGAUAGAUCUGAAGCAUAGUGCCUUGUGUGCCACUGUUUGUAUUACAGCUGUGUGCCUGUUUUCAUUUAGCCUGGAUUGAGGAUAUACCCAGUGCCUUUUUUCGUUAAGUGCCAAUAUGAUUUUGUGUGAAUGACAUGACAGAGUCGUUGCGUUAUAGACUCCAGGAUGUACUGUACUGUGUGUUGUCUCCUGUACUAAGGAACGCUGGUUGGCUGAGCGUUCAAGCCUGCAUUAUUUACAACGGCGUUCAUCCCUCUAAUAUUUACCACCCUCAAUGUUGUGUAUCAUCUCCUUUACAGUAUACCCCUGUCUGUUUCUUUUAGAAUAAAGCAAACAGAGAGAAAAGAAAAUGAA